AUGUCUAAUGUUAACUUUGUAACUUCAUUGAGUGAAUUUCAAGAAUUAAUUCAAACUGAGAAUUUAACAAUUACAAACUUCCAUGCAGAUUGGUGUGGACCAUGUAAAGCCAUAGCACCUAUUUUCGAAAGAUUAUCCGAAGAAUUCACAGAAGUUCAAUUUUUAAAAGUUGAUAGUGAUGAUUCAGAAGAUAUAACUCAAGAAUAUCAUCUAACUUCAGUGCCAGCUUUUAUUUUAUUUAAGAAUGGUGAAAAAAUUAGUUUCCUUGGAGGUGCCAAUCCUCCAGCUAUGAGAAAACUGAUUGAAGAACAUCAAUAA
This is a messenger RNA of Hansenula ciferrii, 318 nucleotides long. Its product is annotated as thioredoxin family protein. NCBI's taxonomy places the organism in Eukaryota, Fungi, Ascomycota, Saccharomycetes, Phaffomycetales, Wickerhamomycetaceae. Gene Ontology annotation, molecular function: protein-disulfide reductase activity. Bases 1 to 318 code for a protein of 105 amino acids. The record is from RefSeq and is a predicted model, not a curated record. The transcript has a single exon.